GUUGCAAACCAAAAAAAAUGUGGAUUUUACAUAGACAUGGUACCAGAUUACCAACAACAAAAACAAUUAAAGCAGCACCGCGACUAGACAUAUUGCGUGACGAAAUUGUGAAAAAUUAUCGCGUUCGCCGAACAAGGCCGGACACUAAUGCGCUCUGUCAAGAGGACCUAAUAUUUUUGGGAAUGUGGAAAUGGAAUAACAGUAUUACAGUAGAUCAAGAAGAAUAUUUGACCUCACAGGGUUACGAAGAUCUAAAAGGGACUGCGAAAACUUAUCAAAGGUAUUAUGGUGAUAUUUUGACCAAGAAUUAUAACAACACAUACUACAAGUUUCGCCACACGAACACACAGCGCACUACAGAAAGUUUCAAGGCUUUCGUUGAGGGUCUUUUUGGCCAAAAUAACAACGUACAGCCGGAGCCAAUCCCUGAACAAGACCUUCUUUUGCGGCCUUAUGACUAUUGUGAAUCAUGGCGAGCACAUGACUACAGUUCUGAAAGCUAUAAAUUUAAACACUCCGCCAUCUGGAAUAAAACCACUGCGGAUAUCUCAAAACGAUUGGGCUUCCAAUACUCCCUUGAGUCCAUGGACGUUGAACUGAUGUGGGACAUGUGUCGUUAUGAACAGGCGUGGCAUGUUGAUCGUACUAGUGUGUGGUGCUCCGUAAGUAAAAUUUAGCUUAUGUUAGGGUUGCCAGAUUUUUUA
This is a messenger RNA of Rhagoletis pomonella (apple maggot), 704 nucleotides long. Its product is annotated as multiple inositol polyphosphate phosphatase 1-like. NCBI's taxonomy places the organism in Eukaryota, Metazoa, Arthropoda, Insecta, Diptera, Tephritidae. Gene Ontology annotation, molecular function: inositol phosphate phosphatase activity; acid phosphatase activity. The record is from RefSeq and is a predicted model, not a curated record.